Molecule: messenger RNA, 861 nt
Organism: Pterocles gutturalis (yellow-throated sandgrouse)
Lineage: Eukaryota; Metazoa; Chordata; Aves; Pterocliformes; Pteroclidae
Product: olfactory receptor 14A16-like
Exons: 1
Biological process (GO): G protein-coupled receptor signaling pathway
Cellular component (GO): membrane
Molecular function (GO): olfactory receptor activity; G protein-coupled receptor activity
Source: RefSeq, a predicted model, not a curated record
GGCCUCAUCUUCCCCGCCGUAGCCGGCGCCCCCCGCCUCCACACCCCCAUGUACUUCUUCCUCCUCAACCUCUCUGUUCUUGACCUGGGCUCCAUCUCCACUACUGUCCCCAAAGCCAUGGCCAAUUCCCUCUGGGACACCAGGGACAUCUCCUAUGCAGGAUGUGCUGCACAGGUCUUUCUCUUUUUCUUUGCUGUUUCAGUGGAGUAUUUUGUUCUCACCAUCAUGGCCUAUGACCGCUACGUUGCCAUCUGCAAACCCCUGCACUACGGGACCCUCCUGGCCAGCAGAGCUUGUGUCCACAUGGCAGCAGCUGCCUGGGCCAGUGGGUUUCUCAAUGCUCUCCUGCACACAGCCAAUACAUUGUCACUGCCCCUCUGCAAGGGCAAUGCCCUGGACCAGUUCUUCUGUGAAAUCCCCCAGAUCCUCAAGCUCUCCUGCUCACACUCAGACUACCUCAGGCAAGUUGAUCUCCUUGCUUUUAGUGCUAUUGUAUUCCUGGGGUGUUUUGUUUUCAUUGUGGUGUCCUAUUUGCAGGUCUUCAGAGCUGUGCUGAGGAUCCCCUCUGAGCAGGGACGGCACAAAGCCUUUUCCAGGUGCCUUCCUCACCUGGCCAUGGUCUCCCUCUUUAUCAGCACUGGAGUGUUUGCCUACCUGAAGCCCCUCUCCAUCUCCUCACGAGUUCUAAAUCUGGUGGUGGCAGUUCUGUACUCAAUGGUUCCUCCAGCAGUGAACCCCGUCAUCUACAGCACGAGGAACCAGGAGCUCAAGGAUGCCUUACGGACACUGAUAGCUGGAUGGUUUUCAUCAGCCAUAGAGUGCCUCCUUGCCUCUGCAAAUGAUUCCAUGUGUAUAUCAUGA